AGCAUUUUGUUUUCGUAAAAUGUGGUUAAAAACUAUUUAAAUCUUGACAGUAAGCCAGUUUCAAUUUUAAUAGGUUCGGCCUUUAGUUUUUGCUCAACUAAUAAGCCUAAAGGCGUAGAGGGCGCUGUAUAAUUUCAAGAUGGCGGCUGCCUAUAGAGCCAGGUUGGCUAAAUUUGAGGAUGUUCUCAAGCAGGACAAAAUCAAUCUGGAUGAAUUUCAGAAAGAGUGUUUUAAUGGUAUCCCAGAUAAUGCUGGUAUAAGGUCCAUCUGUUGGAAGAUUUUAUUAAACUAUUUACCACCAAAUAAAACACUGUGGAAAGAGCUGUUGAGUGAACGAAGGUCAGCAUACAAGCAGUUUCUACAAGAGAUGAUCAUUGAACCAGGAGGCAGUAUGGACAGUGCCUGUUCUGACCAUCCAUUAAAUCCAAAUCCACAGAGCCAAUGGUCCCAGUACUUUAAAGACAAUGAAGUCCUACUGCAGAUAGAUAAAGACACAAGGCGUUUAUUACCUGAUUUAGGAUUCUUCCAAAGACCAACAAAAUACCCCUUUAACGAAGCAGUUAAUUCUUUAUCUGAAAACGUUACCCUUCGAAAGAGAGUGGAACAGUCAAUUAUCAAAGCAGAGGAUGUAGCUAAAAAUAGAUUAGGAAUAACAAAUGUUAAGAAGAAGACUAAGUUACCAACAUAUGAGUUUGGUUACAAUGCACUAGAAGAUGGCCAAGAGGCGCACUGGGAAGUUGUUGAAAGAAUACUCUUUAUAUAUGCAAAACUGAACCCUGGCCAAGGCUAUGUCCAGGGAAUGAACGAGAUCAUAGGACCUAUCUACUACAUAUUUGCCACUGAUCCAGAUGUAGAGUGGGAAGAGCAUGCAGAAGCCGAUACUUUCUUUUGCUUCACAAAUCUUAUGUCAGAGAUCCGGGACACGUUCAUCAAGACAUUAGAUCACACAAGUGUCGGCAUCAACGCCAAGAUGAAGGUAGUCAUGAUGCAACUGAAGAAAUUUGAUCUCGAGUUGUGGCUUCGACUCAACAGCCAGAACUUGCAAGCCGAAUUCUUCCUCUUUAGGUGGCUCACUUUACUACUGUCGCAAGAGUUUCCCUUACCUGAUUUGAUCCGAAUUUGGGAUUCCUUAUUUGCGGACAGCUCAAGGUUUCAUUUCCUCGAAAGUGUUUGUUGUGCAAUGAUAAUCAUUAUUAGGAAUGAACUAUUAGAAGGGGAUUUUUCAACAAAUAUGAAACUUCUGCAGAAUUAUCCUAGCAUUGAUGUCAACAAAAUACUCUCAAAAGCAUUUUCCCUCUGAGAAUAUAAUAAAAAGUAGGAUGUUAAUUGAAAGAGUGAGAUCAGCACAGAUGUCUGUUCUUCCAGCAACAAUGAAAAAAGUUGGGUGUAUUAUCUUAUCGUUUUUUCCAGUUUUAAUGAACAUGAUUUUAAGCUGAAAUAGUUUCAUCUGGUUUCUGGAUGUAUGAACAUGGAAAAAAAAUUCUUGUAAGUAAACCAAUAAUAUACGUGCUGUUUGUAAUGUUUCGAUUCGUUAGCAUUGAAUCCUCUUCAGACUGGUUUGCUAGUUGCUGAUGCUUACCGAUGUUGUGGGCCGCCCUCUACCAGUAGUUUUAGGACUGAUAAGCUGGUUGUAAAUAUUAGGAAGUUUGUAUGUGCUGUCUUUUCUGUUAAUGUUGUUUCAUGUUUUCGUAUCCAGAAACCCUCUCGACUAACCAUAUUCCUGACAGUGGCGGCUCUAGGAUAUAUUUUCUUGGGGGGGGGGGGGUGCUGAGUGAGAUAAGGAUAACUUUGGCGCACUUCGCUAUCUGAGGGCCUUCUGACCGAGCCAGGGAGGAGGGUGUCCCCCUCCCUAAUGAAAUUUUUUUUAGUAGGGAUCUCUGGACAGCCAGAAAUGACACUCUCAGACUUAAAAAAUUUAAAUGUAAAGUUGAUAAAAUGCAAUUCUUAUUAUACUCUCAAACUCAACGCAAUAAACACACAUUUCAUUUCAUUAGGUUUUUCCCUUUGGUCUGAAUGCCCGACUAACUCUGGCUGGUGGGUUGGGGGCUUAAAAAAAGACAAAUUUGAGAGGCUAUUUGAAUACAAAAACACGGAAAAAACAUGAACAGAGAAGACAGUGCACACAAACUUUCUAAUAUUUACAACCACCUUAUAAAAAACUAGCAAACCAGUCAUUGUUCUGAUGAAGAUCCGCUGCUAACGGAUCGAAAUGUUACAAACAGUAGGUAUAUUAUUGGUUUACUUACAAGAAUUUUUCCAAUAUUUUUAGUCUGUUUGAUUUUUAACCAAGUAGUUGCAAAUAUUCUUGCUAAACGUAUUGCCAAACUUGUCAUACACUAAUCCAAAUGUAAGAGCACUAGUAUUCAACCCAAAUGCUCCGAUUAUGAAAACAGGUUGGAGACAUUCAACUUGCUCGGCACAUGUCGGAUAACCAUAGACGUUGACAAGGAUCAGGGAGGCCAUGAAUUAAGCUAACAAAACAAAUAAUUUUCUAAUAUACUCUUGGAACCAGAUAUGAAAUUCUUUGAGAAUGACUUAAAUGUAUGCUUGAGGCCUACUUACGCAGACAGCAACACCAGCGUGCGACAACAACAGAAGGAAAUAGAACCUGUUGUAUGACUUAUGUAAUUGUACAAGUUGCACAUGUGACAACAUUUUGUUUAUGGUGUAAAGGGAUUUCAAUGCCUGAUAAUGUUUUGUCAACAGUCCAUGCCGUUGUCACACUCUGUGUAAACAGGCCUUUAUUAUGUUACAUUUUUAAACAUAAGCUCUUAAGUUCUGUCUAUUUCAAAAGUUAGUGCUUUAUGGCUGAAAAUAAUCAAGCUAUAAAAAAUCAGGAAAUACGCUUUUUAAGAAAAAAUAUGUUUGUUUUAAAUAUUGAUGAAAUCUGUAUUUAAUGAGCAGUGAUUUGAGUGCAAAUAACAGUAUUCCAAGACCCUGUACUGCAAAAACAUGUCAUUGGCUUGGGUUCAAGUUGGACAGUUAUUACUGUAAGUGUCAGGAUUUUUAUCAGGGAUCAAUUAAUUACGAUAGUCAAAAUAGCAGUCAAUGGGUGUAGAUAGUGUGCUCAAAUUUUAUAAGUACAUUUUAAGGAGCCAGCAUCCAAUUGUAUAACAUGGCUACUGUUUAUGAUUUAUUAUUAAUAAUAUUUUUUUAUCAUUAUUUUUAUUAUCAUUACUACAGUUUUUUGGGAAGUCUUUCAACAUGAUAAAGCAGCAAAAUACCUUAUACAUACAACAACUCCCUUUUUGUUGUGUAACUUUUUUGUUUAAACAAGAUAUGACUAAAUUUGUCAAGUUGUAGUACAGUGAUGUAUACUACCUGAAUGUUUAAGAAUGAUAGUGAAGUUGUUCAAAAUAAUAAUUAUAACUUCCAUAAAAAUAAUAACUAUAUGAAUCUAUUAAUAGAUAUUCUACUUCUACUUCUGUUUUUAUAGAUUCCACCUAUAAAAUGCUAUCCUUUAAAAAAUAUAUAUUCUGUUAAAUUCAUAUGUUUUAUCUCUGAACUAUUGGGUGUCAUUAUAAAUAGGUAUCUGAUAUAUAGCAGAUAUUCUAUUUAUUAAUAGUUGAAUUUUUAAUAUAAGUUUCUAAUCUUUAAAUAGAUCCAGUCUAUAAAAUGAUAUCUUUUCCAAGCUAAAUAUAUAUACCGUAGAACCUCGAAUUGAAUCCCAAUGGGCUUGAUCUCGAGAAGAAGCCCAUCUUGAAAUGAAGCCCACCUCUUCAGUUUUCAAAUGUCCAGGGCUUCAAUUCAAGGUUUUACAGGUAUUCAAUUUAUAGAUAACUAUGAAGCUAAAUAUAGAUACUCAUCUAUAAAUAUUAUAUUUCUCAUCUAUAAAAUGAUACCGAUACCCUAUCCAAUCAAUCAGUACUUACUAUGUUUAAAAAUACAUACACAUUAUAAAAUAAUUAUAAUAGCUAUAAAUACUGUAAGCUACCAAAUUUAUAUUAAAAUAGAUCCAUAUAUAGAUAACCAGUUUGUCUGAUUAUAAAAAUAUAGUAGAUUCUUGCUGAUGAAGGCCACAAAAAUGGCAUAAACAUUUCUUCAUAUAAUGUAAAUAAAUGUGUUUCAUUGUUCAUCCGUAUGUGCUGUGCUGGCUCCAGAAAUUUGCUGGUGGGAGGAGCUCCUAACCAAAUGGCCAACUAGAGCCUCGCUCAGGGCCCCUGAAUAAAAAUUCUGGGUAGAAUUCAUGAGGAGUUUGGUGCCACACUGACAAUGUGGAAUAAGCAUUAGGAAACUAAUACACAUUGAUAGAUAGAUAGAUACAUACAUAGAUAAAUGUUAUAUAUGAUAUUCAACCUACUGUAUAAAUAAUACCCAUUCUAGUACAUUAUUUGAUAUCCAUUCGAAAUAUCAAUCUAUAAAAUGUUCUAUGAAUUGGAUAUUAAAUCUGUAAAUUGAUAUCAAUCUAUAAAAAUAUAAGUUGUUACCAAGUUAUCCAGUCCACUAAUGAUUGAUAUCACUAAUGUUAUGCUGACCUGUAAACCCAUGUCUAUUUUAGUAGUACAGUAAUGUGUAAAUAAAAGAUUUAUAAAUAAAUAUAUCUUUGAUUAUUAAAGUUGACAUGUUUAAGUUGAUGGGUUUAUUUCCGGACACUCAGAGUCUGUAUGAUGUUAUAUCGUUUGCAUUGCAUAAUAUGUCUGUAAAGCUUGGUUUCCUUAAAAUCGCUACACUGUCGCUAUGUUGUUUUUAGUGCAAUCGUUGUGCUGUGUAGCAGUCCCCGACGCAAUCAGGAAUGGUCACCGAUUCGACCGACCAAUCAGCAUCAACGAAAGAUGUCGGCGUUAGCGUGUAGCGAUUGUAUGGAAACCAUGCUUUAAUCAUUCUUGCAACAUUUGCAUUGGGUUUGUCUGUCAUGCAGUUAAUUUCGUUUCUUUUCUUAAUACUUAUCACUAUUUUUUUUUUAGUUUACUAGCAAUAAUGGAUAAUGGUGCUACAUAAUGAGCUAUAACUGAUUUACAACCACGUUUGUAAAACCAUGGAGUUUUCGCUCCAUAAUAGCAGCAAUGGGUUAUACUACAGUGUUCAGAUCCCAGGCUAUGCUAAUGGCAACUGAUCCCCUUGAAUCAGUUGCCAUUAGCCUAGCCUUGGUUCCAAGCCGAAAUUUGGAAUACUCGGUGAAUGCUAUACCAUAAUAUGAUGUGUGUCAUACACAAGUUUAAUUCCAUCCCAUCUCUUUUAUGGCCCUCAAAUCCAAUCACUCGUUUAUGGAGAAACCUGUGGCAAGUUGACCAGAGCCCUGAGUAGUCGUUUUAGGUACAGUAGAAUAAUCAGAGUCGUACAUAAUUCUCUGAACAUAGUUUUAGUUGAUUUAUUUGAUACUAUUUGUAUAUUAUUAUAUAAUACAGUAUUACAUUCAGUUAUUCGAUUAUUAUAAUUCUUAUGUGAAAUUUGCUAAUUGUUCAGUACUAAAGUAAACUCAGUUUCCCUUCUCAAAAAUCAUAAAUAUUAGAUUUAAUGUUGUUUUUCAAAUACUUUAACAAGAGCAUGUGUGGUCUUGUCAUAUCGUGAGCAACUUGUGCAUGUGUUUUAAGAGUAGACCUAUAAUAUCUUAAACCAGAGAACAAACUUCACUGCCAAACUACGCCUACGUGUAUGUGGGCUGUUUAUCUGAUAGUUCGCAGUUCACUAGUUUAAAAAUUUCUUAAAUCUUUAAACACCUUGCUCUUAAAUUGUAUAUCCAACUAAAUAUGUAUAGGAUUACAUUUUUGCAAAAACAGAGGUUGAUCUAGGGGGUAACGGGAACUAGCGAUCUAGCGUCACCAUGUAAAUUAGGAGAGGUAGACUACAUUAUCAGGCAAAUGUUUUAAAGUAAUUACAGAUACGUUAUUUUUAUAUCGUAAAUUUCAAUGAUUGUUUUACAUGCGAAAAGAUUGAAAAGAUUAUACAUUAUGAAUAAAGGAAUUGGUACGAAAUA
This is a messenger RNA of Anneissia japonica, 5914 nucleotides long. RefSeq names its product TBC1 domain family member 13-like. The transcript has 12 exons. The coding region runs from base 140 to 1300 and encodes 386 amino acids. Lineage: Eukaryota; Metazoa; Echinodermata; Crinoidea; Comatulida; Comatulidae. Gene Ontology annotation, biological process: activation of GTPase activity; intracellular protein transport. The record is from RefSeq and is a predicted model, not a curated record. Gene Ontology annotation, molecular function: GTPase activator activity.